This is a messenger RNA of Carlito syrichta (Philippine tarsier), 1314 nucleotides long. It is a transcript of the gene DPYS, whose product is annotated as dihydropyrimidinase. Lineage: Eukaryota; Metazoa; Chordata; Mammalia; Primates; Tarsiidae. The record is from RefSeq and is a predicted model, not a curated record. Gene Ontology annotation, molecular function: dihydropyrimidinase activity. Gene Ontology annotation, biological process: pyrimidine nucleobase catabolic process. The annotation marks the transcript as partial. The transcript has 8 exons. Gene Ontology annotation, cellular component: cytoplasm; cytosol.
AUGGCAUGCUUUUUUGGAGAAGCAAUUCCAGCAGUUUUAAUACUUCCAGCUUUAAUUUAUGGAAAGUCUGACAUUCAUGCCUCUCUGGAUCAUUUAAGUAGGCAGCAUCUUUGUGCAAUUUCCUGGACCUGUGGGGCUGCGCUGGCCGGAGGUACCACCAUGAUCAUUGACUUUGCCAUUCCUCAGAAAGGGAACUCCCUCAUCGAGGCCUUCCAGACCUGGCGAGACUGGGCCGAUCCCAAAGUCUGCUGUGACUACAGCCUUCACGUGGCAGUGACGUGGUGGAGUGACCAGGUUAAGGAAGAAAUGAAAAUCCUUGCCCAAGACAAAGGUGUGAACUCUUUCAAGAUGUUCAUGGCCUAUAAAGAUGUGUACAUGGUGAGAGACCCAGAGCUGUACGCCGCCUUCUCUCAGUGCAAGGAAAUUGGAGCAAUUGCGCAAGUCCACGCAGAAAAUGGAGACUUAAUCGCAGAGGGAGCAAAGAAGAUGUUGGCUCUGGGGAUAACAGGCCCUGAGGGCCACGAGCUGUGCCGCCCAGAGGCAGUGGAGGCAGAGGCCACGCAGAGAGCCAUCACCAUAGCCAGCGCUGUCAACUGCCCGCUUUACAUCGUGCACGUGAUGAGCAGGUCGGCAGCUAAGGUGAUAGCGGAUGCCAGGAGAGACGGGAAUGUGGUCUAUGGAGAACCCAUAGCAGCCAGUCUCGGUACAGAUGGAACUCACUACUGGAAUAAAGAAUGGCACCAUGCGGCCCACCAUGUCAUGGGUCCGCCCCUGCGACCAGACCCUUCAACGCCUGACUUCCUCAUGAAUCUAUUGGCUAAUGAUGAUCUAACCACAACAGGGACUGACAACUGUACUUUCAACACCUGCCAGAAAGCUCUCGGGAAGGAUGAUUUUACUAAGAUUCCCAACGGGGUGAAUGGUGUUGAAGACCGGAUGUCAGUAAUAUGGGAAAAAGGCGUGCAUAAUGGUAAAAUGGACGAAAACCGAUUUGUGGCCGUUACCAGCACAAAUGCAGCCAAAAUCUUUAAUCUCUAUCCAAGAAAAGGAAGAAUAGCAGUAGGAUCGGAUGCUGACAUUGUGAUUUGGGACCCAGAAGCCACAAGGACGAUCUCAGCAAAAACUCAUCAUCAGGCCGUUAACUUCAACAUCUUCGAGGGCAUGGUUUGCCAUGGGGUGCCCCUUGUGACUAUUUCGAGAGGCAAAGUGGUGUAUGAAGCUGGAGUGUUCAAUGUCAAGGCAGGAGAUGGGAAGUUUAUUCCACGAAAACCAUUUGCUGAAUAUAUUUACAAACGAAUCAAGCAGCGAGACCAG